Staurois parvus is the source of this 263-nucleotide messenger RNA. The record is from the annotation of a GenBank genome assembly. Lineage: Eukaryota; Metazoa; Chordata; Amphibia; Anura; Ranidae.
CAUGCAGGGGCGGACUGACCAUUUGGAAAUUCGGGCACUGCCCGAGGGCCCAGGGUCAGUAGGGAGCCCCAUGAGAUGCCCCUGGUACCUUUUUCAUAGGCUUUUUUUGAGUUUGGGAAAGGACACAGGGGCCCCAUGAUCCUCUAUUGCCCGGGGGCCCCAUGGGUUGUCAGUCCGCCCCUGGUAACAUGAACACAGUUUACCUCUUCCACUAAGCUGUUAACAUUAAUUUAGCAAAUACCAGGACAAGCAAUAAGGCCAAA